This is a messenger RNA of Populus euphratica (Euphrates poplar), 1257 nucleotides long. Its product is annotated as probable F-box protein At4g22030. The transcript has a single exon. The coding region runs from base 1 to 1257 and encodes 418 amino acids. The record is from RefSeq and is a predicted model, not a curated record. NCBI's taxonomy places the organism in Eukaryota, Viridiplantae, Streptophyta, Magnoliopsida, Malpighiales, Salicaceae.
AUGGCCUCUUUAAGAGCUUCAGGCUUGCUAUUCUCUUCAUCUUCUUGUAGCUGUUCAAAGGGAAUCAAUGCUGCCAUUUCUGUCCCUAAACUUCCAAGGAUUCGUUUCCCAGCUACAAAAACUCCAUUAAAAUUAGAGGAGGAACUGAAUUUAAGAAAUGGGUUCACAAGUACAAUCCCAUCAGAAAACACAGGACUGGAUCAACAUCAGCCAAUCAAGUCUACAACUAGUACUACAGCAUCUGCCAAGCUUUAUGCAAUCCUAGAAGCUGUUGCUGAUAGAGUUGAGAUGCACAAAAACAUCGGCGAGCAACGUGACAAUUGGAACAAACUUCUCUUGAAUUCCAUUAAUAUGAUCACUCUCACAGCUGCAACUAUGGUUGGUGUUGCGGCAGGUGGUGCAGCAGGAGCUCCUCUUUUCGCUUUAAAGUUAUCAUCAACUCUUUUAUUUUCAGCAGCAACAGGGAUGUUAAUAAUCAUGAACAAAAUCCAACCUUCACAGCUCGCAGAAGAGCAAAGAAAUGCAACAAGAUUGUUCAAGCAACUUUAUAGCCAAAUUCAAACUACACUUGCUCUUCGCGAUCCUACCGAAUUAGACGUGAAGGAUGCAAUGGAGAAAACAUUGGCUCUUGAUAAAGCUUACCCUCUUCCUUUGUUAGGGAAAAUGAUUGAAAAGUUCCCUGAAAAUUUUGAGCCUGCUGUCUGGUGGCCUAAACCACAUGAAUCCCCAAGGAAACAGCACAAAACACAAGCGAAGAAUGAGUGGAGUGAAGAUCUUGAAAAGGAAAUGAGGGAGGUGAUUGAAGUGAUAAAGAGGAAAGAUAGUGAAGAUUAUAUGAGACUAGGAAGCUUGGCAUUGAAGGUAAACAAAAUUAUGGCCAUCUCAGGCCCAUUACUUACAGGCAUUGCAGCUGCUGGGUCUGCCUUCGUAGGCCAUGGAUCAUGGGCAGCAAUAGUGGCAGUGACAGCAGGUGCUUUAGCUAGCACAGUCAGUACAUUUGAACAUGGAGGGCAAGUUGGCAUGGUGGUUGAAAUGUACAGAAACUCUGCUGGAUUCUUUAAACUCUUGGAGGAAUCAAUUGAAUCCACAAUUCCAGGGAAAGAUUUGGAGAAAAGGGAAGAUGGAGAAAUGUUUGAAAUGAAUGUUGCAUUGAAGCUUGGAAGGAGCUUGUCACAACUUAGAGAUCUUGCUAGAAAAUCAUCGACUUCUCAUGUACAUGGAAGCACCAUAGAUGAGUUUGCUAGCAAACUUUUUUGA